AUGGGUGUCUCCAAGACUGUCAUCAAGGAGGGCAACGGCCCCGUGCCGACCGUCGGCCAGAACGUCACCAUCGAGUACACUGGCUGGCUGAAGGACGAGUCCAAGCCCGACAAGAAGGGAUCACAGUUUGACUCCUCAGUCGGACGCGGCGACUUUGUCGUCCCGAUUGGCACAGGCAAGGUCAUCAAGGGCUGGGACGAGGGCGUCACGCAGAUGAAGCUCGGCGAAAAGGCGACUCUCGACAUCACCGCCGACUAUGGCUAUGGCGCUCGAGGCUUCCCUGGAGCUAUCCCGCCCAACUCGAGCUUGAUCUUCGACGUCGAGCUGAAGAAGAUUGGUUGA
This is a messenger RNA of Hirsutella rhossiliensis, 342 nucleotides long. Its product is annotated as FKBP-type peptidyl-prolyl cis-trans isomerase domain-containing protein. Gene Ontology annotation, molecular function: peptidyl-prolyl cis-trans isomerase activity. The transcript is spliced from 5 exons. The coding region runs from base 1 to 342 and encodes 113 amino acids. Lineage: Eukaryota; Fungi; Ascomycota; Sordariomycetes; Hypocreales; Ophiocordycipitaceae. The record is from RefSeq and is a predicted model, not a curated record.